Molecule: messenger RNA, 1942 nt
Organism: Wasmannia auropunctata (little fire ant)
Lineage: Eukaryota; Metazoa; Arthropoda; Insecta; Hymenoptera; Formicidae
Product: monocarboxylate transporter 10-like
Exons: 7
Biological process (GO): transmembrane transport
Molecular function (GO): monocarboxylic acid transmembrane transporter activity
Source: RefSeq, a predicted model, not a curated record
CUUUAGUAGGUUCGUUAACUAUCGGGACCACGUUCUUCCUGUCACCAGUCGCCGGUAUACUGACGGAUAAAUUCGGUAUCCAAACAACCACCUUCGUGGGAGGCGCGAUCGCGUCCGUUGGCUUGCUUCUUUCCUCGCUGCUGACAGAUAAGGUGGAAAUGCUCUUCUUAACAUACGGCGUUAUGUACGGGCUCGGCGCGAGUCUCGCUUACACCCCGAGCCUGGCGAUAUUGGGCCACUACUUCAAGAAGUAUCUGGGUCUAGUGAAUGGCAUCGUCACAGCCGGAAGUUCAAUAUUCACGACGUUGCUGCCGUCCAUAAUGGAGAUCCUGCUGCGACGUUUAGGUCUCGAAGGAACUCUAAGGAGUUUGGCUGUACUCACGGCCAUCAUAAUGGCCUGCGCGAUUCUAUUCAAACCGAUACCACUAACUACACCGCAGGAAGGCGAAUCGCAACACAAGAAAUCGAUACGCUAUCGUCUGAAAGAAUUUGUAAACGUAUCCAUCUGGAAGAAAAGACGAUACGUCGUCUGGGCUAGUUCUAUUCCUCUCGCACUUUUUGGAUACUUCGUCCCGUACGUUCACAUAGGAAAGUUCGUGGCUACGACGUUCAAAGAUGCCGACAGUAAGCUGCCGGUCAUGUGUAUUGGCAUCACUUCCGGCAUCGGCCGUUUAAUUUUCGGGUACAUCGCCGACCUGCCAAAAGUGAAUCGGAUAUUCUUGCAGCAGAUAUCGUUUGUGAGUAUCGGUAUUCUCACAAUGCUCCUUCCGGUCACCAAAUCCUUCCCUAUGCUCCUGGUCAUCUCGCUAGGGAUGGGACUGUUCGAUGGCUGCUUCAUAUCGUUACUUGGCCCGAUUGCGUUCGAUAUUUGCGGCCGUAGCGGUGCAACUCAGGCGAUCGGUUUUCUUCUGGGAAUGUGUUCUAUACCUCUGACGGUUGGACCACCAAUUGCGGGCCUCCUGUAUGAUCAUACUGGUACCUAUGAUCUGCCUUUCCUGUUAGCCGGCGUUCCACCGAUAAUGGGAGCGUUAUCGAUGUUCUUAAUAAGGUGCAUUAAACAAAACAACGAUGAAAAUAUAAGCGAUUCCGAGAAUCCCCCGAGCAAGACAGAUUGCCAGAAUGGAAAAAUGGGGAAUAAUAAUUUCUCACAAGCGAUCACCGUCGAGCAAAAAUGCGAAUCAGCGGUGCAAGAGAAGUACAGUGCGAUGUGCAAAACCCCGCCGCCACCGUCUCAGCGCUAUUAUAUCAAGCAUUCGGCUGAAUUGCAAAAUGGUUUCGCACACAAUAGCUACCAAUACAAGUACGCCAAUUGCUGUAGAUAUUCGGAGAGCGUACCGUUGCUUUACGGAGAGAGGAUCUCACGAUGUCCGAGCGCAAGUUUCUCUUAACACAUCAUCGAUUCACUUGUUGAUUUUAAACUUGCAUUUUGACACUGCAAAUUCUUUCGCUCUGAGAAAUUUCAUCGUUUGUUAUUCACCUGGUAAAUGAAGUUAAACACGGAAUCUGUUGAGGAAUAUUGUUUCUUUUUUUUAUGAUAAGUGCACAAAAAGCUAGAUAUAUAUAUCAAUUUUUACACACAAAAAUAUGUAGAUUAUAUUAAUUUUUACUUAGAUAUAUUAAUUUUUACUUAGAAUCAAACUUUUUAACUUUCUGCAUUUUCUGGAAAAUAGCAAUAAUUAUUCUAUCAAUUUUAGCGUGUUCUAAAACGUGUACCUAGUUUUGGAAAAACGUACUUAUCGAAAUGAUCGAAUUAAGCUUUCCCACUACAGAGAUAUAUUUUUGAGAGUAUAUAUGGCAAAACAUCGAAUAUUAAAGAAAAGAGAGAAAUACUUUAAUCGUAUAUUUAUUAGAAUUGCAUAUUUAGAUUAAAAAGAAAUUAUGUCAUGCAAGUGAAAUGUGAGAGAUUGUUCCAAUUAAAACGUGCCUAUAGUAAAAAAAUUAA